This is a messenger RNA of Lichtheimia ornata, 1488 nucleotides long. RefSeq lists its product as uncharacterized. Lineage: Eukaryota; Fungi; Mucoromycota; Mucoromycetes; Mucorales; Lichtheimiaceae. The transcript has 8 exons. The coding region runs from base 1 to 1488 and encodes 495 amino acids. The record is from RefSeq and is a predicted model, not a curated record. Gene Ontology annotation, molecular function: ubiquitin binding; phosphatidylinositol-3-phosphate binding. Gene Ontology annotation, biological process: protein transport to vacuole involved in ubiquitin-dependent protein catabolic process via the multivesicular body sorting pathway. Gene Ontology annotation, cellular component: ESCRT II complex; late endosome membrane.
AUGAAGUACUUUGAACGGGCACAAGUGUCCACCUCCCAACGACCCAUUCUACAGCAAUCAGAGUCGUUCAUUAUUCAGCAAGGCAAUGUUGGGCUCUAUGAACGCAAGGAGAAGCUUGACCAAUACCAGGAUGGUGUAUGCUACUUGACAACGCACCGCAUCAUUUAUGUUGAUAGCAGCAAAGGAGCCGAGCGUGCAGUUGAAUUGCCUCUGAGUAUGGUGAAGGAUAUAGAAACGUUUAGUGGGUUUCUUCGUUCAUCGCCCAAGAUUAUCCUUCAUCUUCAAGCAGCUGAUCGAUUCUCCUCAUCAUCCUCGGCAACACCAUCAUCAACAUCAACCACUGUACAACCAUCAGCACCACUACUACAGCAAUCAUGGGUGUGCACCAUAUGCUCAUUCUCAAACCCGCCCACAACCAUAGAGAAAUGCCAACUAUGCGGUGUUCGACGUCCUCAAGAUACCCCUUCCACCACCACAGACACAUCAGAUCAACAACAUAAAGAUAGCUCAGCAUGUCGUGUUUGCACUUUUCAAAAUCACCCAAGCAUGAUACAAUGUGAAAUGUGUGGUGCCAGCCUCGCAAAUCCAUCCUUAUCCAAUCAUUCAAGCAUAUCAGACAUGUUGCACGCAACACAACUUCAGCCUUUAGACGAUGAUGCACAUGUACGCAUCGCUUUUCGGAGCGGCGGCCUCUCUGGAUUUGUAUCGAAGCUCAAAGAAGCAGUGGAUGUCAAAGCAUGGAACAACAAGCCUGUGGAAUCUCCUAUAGAGAAACCUGCAUCGCCGAUUACUCGUGGUGUUGGUAUCAGCGCUAUCCAAGGCCGCAUUGAAAAAUCCACCAUGGAAGCACAAGAGAGCAUGGAUGAGGCAUUUCAGGAUUUGGACAAGUUGAUGGCCAAGGCAACGGAAAUGGUAUCAUUGGCAGAAUCCAUUUCAACCAAGAUGAACAAAGAAUCCAACAACAAUGACGACCUUUCUGCUUUGAGGACUACAUUACUAAACCUUGGUAUUUCGGAUCCAGUGACGCGUGGAUCGGCUGGAUCAAUAUAUCAUCAAGAACUAGCACGUGAGCUCGCCGAUUUCUUGAGCAAAUUCCUCGAUAGACAAGAUUCCAUGAAACCAUUGACGGAUUUAUACUGCGUAUUUAAUCGGGCAAGAGGCGUGGCAUUCAUCUCCCCGGAGGAUCUAUAUAAAGCAGCCAUGCAAUUUGAAGUACUACAAUUGCCGUUUCGAAUGAGACAAUUUCCAAGUGGAUUACUCGUGGUGCAAUCACUUUACAUGGAUGAUGAACGUGCUGCUCAACGUGUGCUCGAACGGAUCAAGGAACAAGGCGGACACAUCACAUCACUGCGUCUGGCGGAAUUGGAGAAUUAUGCAUUAGCCGUGGCAACCGAACAUCUCAUGAUUGCAGAGCAAAAGGCACUUGUUUGCCGAGAUCAGGGGCCCAAUGGUUUGACAUUUUAUGAAAACCUCUUAUUGUCAUCGUAG